AUGGCUUUGUUAUAUGCUGCUGAGAUCAUUGAAAACAGAUGGACAUUACUGCCGGCACUCGUGGCAGUGACGACUCUGAUCGCAUUCGCUCUGUAUGAAUUCAUCCGUUCGUCGGCGCGAGUGCCUGGUUUCGGAGGUCCUCCCGGGAAACCUAUCGUGGGCAACUUGUGGCAAAUUCGCCAAAAGGACGCCCCGGAGCAGUACCGUCAGUGGGCCAAGAAGUACGGGCCCGUCUACCAAAUCCAGCUUGGAAACAUACCGGUCCUUGUGGUCAACUCUGCGGCGGCGGCGAAGGCCAUCUUCAACCAGAACUCGCACGCCACAAGCUCGAGACCCGAGUUUUACACCUUCCAUAAAAUCAUUUCGGACACAGCGGGGACAACAUUGGGAACAAGUCCAUGGUCUGAAUCUCUCAAGAGAAGAAGGAAGGCGGUGGCGACGGCGGUGAAUCGACCCGCUGUGGCCAGCUAUAUUCCACACCUCGAUCGAGAAACGCGAGUUUUCCUCUCCGAGGCACUCAAUUAUGGUGACUUUGGCAAGAAAGGGGUCAACCCUAUGCCACUUUUUCUUCGUAUGAACAUGAGCAUCGGUCUUACUCUUCAUUGGGGAACAAGAAUGGAGUCGCAGAAUGAGCUCUUCCAUGAGAUUGUCCAUGUAGAAGACACCAUCAGCAACUUCCGAAGCACGACAGGCAACUUGCAGGACUAUAUACCGCUCCUCCGUCUGAACCCCUGGAACACACAAUCCGCGCAGGCUAAAGACAUGAAAUUCCGCCGAGACAGAUACAUGCAGAUCCUGGAUAAGGACCUAGACGAACGUAUCCGGAAUGGCACUCACAAGCCAUCGAUCAGAGCCAACCUUCUCGUUGAUGAGGAGGCGCAGCUGAACGACCUGGAGCUGAGUUCGCUGAAUCUUACGCUCUUAGCUGCUGGUCUUGAUACGAUGAACUCUGCCGUGUCGUGGGGAAUUGGAAUGCUGGCGAAACGACAGGACAUUCAGGAGAAAGCGCUCGCGGCCAUUCGCGAGACCUACUCUGAAGAGAAUCCCCUUUGCGAUGCCGCAGACGACCAGAGUUGCUCAUAUCUUGUGGCAGUCAUCAAAGAGAUCUUGAGAUUUUUCUCCGUGACGAGACUGUCACUCCCGCGUUGUACUAUUCAGGACUUCGUUUAUGACAACAAAAUUAUACCAAAAGGAACAGUGUUAUUCCUGAAUGUCUGGGCCUGCAAUAUGGAUCCGGAAUUGUGGGAAGAUCCAGAUCAAUUCCGUCCCGAGCGCUGGCUAGAGAGGCCGGAAACUCCCAUCUUCACGUUCGGCAUAGGGGGCCGAAUGUGCAUUGGCGUACAACUCGCAUACAGAGAGCUGUAUGUUUUGUUUUUGAGAAUCUUGAACAGCUUCAAGAUCGUCCCGGACGGCUUCAUCGAGACCAGCCCUAUUGAAGGAGUGGCAAAUCCUGCUUCGCUGACAACACAACCGAAGGCGUACAAGGUCCACUUCAUCCCUCACAACUUGCACGCCCUGGAGGAAGCCUUGAAGCAGUAA
This is a messenger RNA of Cladophialophora psammophila CBS 110553, 1539 nucleotides long. Its product is annotated as 3-hydroxyphenylacetate 6-hydroxylase. Bases 1 to 1539 code for a protein of 512 amino acids. The record is from RefSeq and is a predicted model, not a curated record. The transcript is spliced from 4 exons. Lineage: Eukaryota; Fungi; Ascomycota; Eurotiomycetes; Chaetothyriales; Herpotrichiellaceae. Gene Ontology annotation, molecular function: iron ion binding; oxidoreductase activity, acting on paired donors, with incorporation or reduction of molecular oxygen; heme binding.